Messenger RNA from Fundulus heteroclitus (mummichog), 6380 nucleotides. RefSeq names its product nectin cell adhesion molecule 3a (gene nectin3a). The transcript is spliced from 6 exons. The record is from RefSeq and is a predicted model, not a curated record. The coding region runs from base 133 to 1806 and encodes 557 amino acids. Gene Ontology annotation, cellular component: adherens junction; apical junction complex. Lineage: Eukaryota; Metazoa; Chordata; Actinopteri; Cyprinodontiformes; Fundulidae. Gene Ontology annotation, biological process: homophilic cell-cell adhesion; heterophilic cell-cell adhesion.
CCACGCUGCCCCGUUGCUAUGGAGAGCAGUUGAACAGGAGCGCGAGCCGAGCCAUCCUGAAAGAGGCACGAGCGAAGAGAACGGGGGGGACGUAGCUGAAAGUGCCGAAGCGCACAGGCACUCAGAGAAACCAUGGAGACUAGACCCACAGACAGAGGACAGAGCCGGAGGACUGUACCUAAUCACGGAAUGCGACUUUUAACGUCCCUUUUCGUCCUGUGCGGAGCCAUUGGUGCCGGCGGAAAACAGGUGGUCGUUCCUGACAAAGUGAACGCGGUGCUGGGCAAGAACAUCACACUUGGCUGCAGAAUAGAUGUGGGAGCCAACCUCAGUCUCACGCAGAUCUCCUGGGAACGUCGUCUUCCUUCAGGCCCCCUUACCCUGGCAGUUUUCAACCCCGAGUAUGGAACCUCCUAUUCUGAACAGUAUGGCAAACGCAUCUCAUUUGUUUCCCCUUCCAUACGAGAUGCCACCAUCACCCUUGAAGGAGUCGGUUUUGCUGACGUCGGGUCCUACACCUGUAAAGUGGUAACCUUUCCUCUGGGCAACACGCAAGCAUCAACCUUUGUUAGUGUUUCAGUGGAGCCCAAGGUGUACGUGUCUGCAGGUCCCGCAGCUCUUCUGGACGGUGGGGACGAGGUUCUGGUGGCCACCUGCAUAGCCGAGCGCGGCCGCCCCGCCGCCGAGGUUUUCUGGGAGACGGAGCUGGACGGGCGAUCUGAGAGGCAAAGCCAGGAGGAACCCAACGGCACCACCACGGUGCGCGUGAACUACAUGUGGAAGCCCCAGAGCUACGCCCAAGGAAAGAUGCUCACCUGUGUGGUGCGCCACCUGACUCUGCAAACAGAGUUUCGCACACACUACAAGUUAAAUGUUCAGUUCGCACCAAAUAUAUCCAUACAUGGAAUCGAUAAGAUUUGGUAUGCGGGCCAAACAAAUGUGAGACUCAUCUGCACAGCCAAAGCCAACCCUCCUGCCCGUGACUACAAAUGGAUCCGGUCGGAUGGAUCGAUGCCAGAGGGUGUUCUGAUCUCGAACAACAGCCUUUCUUUCACACGACCGCUGGAGCGCAAUGAUUCUGCAGUCUAUCGCUGCGAGGUGACUAAUGACAUCGGUCGCAGGACUCACAAUGUCAACUUCCGGGUUCAAGAUCCUCCUCCCACCACUGCAGCCCCAAGCACCACUGCCUCCCCCCUCCAUCAUGCGUCCGGACCCGGAACAGAUGUGGACCGGCACCGAGCGCUGUUCACCUCCCCUACCCUGGCCUCCGUCCACGACGGCAGCCUGGGCACCAUAAUUGGCGGCGCAGUGGGCGGGGUGCUCUUCCUGAUUCUGCUGCUGAUCCUUGGCGGCGCUUGUUUUAUGCGUCAGCGCAGGACCUUCCGAGGAGACUACUACACCAAACAGUACCUGGGACCCGCCGACAUGCAGAAGGAGUCUCAGAUAGACGUCCUACAGCCACAUGAGCUGCAGGAGGUUUACGGGGACAACAUGAGCAAGGGUAGCCAGGAGCUGAAACCCAAACUGGGUGGGGACAUCAUUUAUCCCGACUACACUCCUGAGCGGAAGGACAGGGAUGACUGGAACGACCGGGGGGACGCCCACAGGGGCAUGAAGGAGGGAAACUAUUACCCAGACCACUACAACAACCAAAACAUGCACCCCUGUGGGCCUCCUGUGCACAGCCCCAUUGUAAACAACGGCUCCCCCUACCUCCCGGAUGACUGCUUUGAAAAUGGUACGGACAGCGACUAUGUGUCGCACAUAGACGGAUCUGUGAUUUCACGCAGAGAGUGGUAUGUUUGAGGACGAAUGAGAACAAAACAGUGAACAUCCGACUGGGAUUAAGUCAACAAGUGACAGACACGACUUUAAAGGAUGCAUCGUUUCAUUCGAAAAGCAAAAAUGAAAUUUCUAAGCUUUCACAUUGAGCUUCUUGAACAAUUUAUCUCUGCCUUGAUUGUAACCACUUAACCUUAAAGUUGUGUUCGUGGAUUGUACUCCAAGUUUGUAGCAAAGAGCCACACCGCAGCUGGGACGCCUUAGAGAUUUGACCUGAUUUUUGCUUUGGCCUACAGUGGUGCGUCACACCAAUGUGAACGAGGUUUUGUUUUCUGCUGGUUUGUGCUGGCACCUGUCGUCUUCUGCAGGUAGGCUGAUCACGCCCUCGUUGUCAAAGUAUUUAUUCCUCGGACUGAAUGAGUUCUGCUCUCAUGAAAUCUCACAGUUUCUGUGGCAUUUGGAAAAUUAUCUCAUGCAAGGUCUUUGUGCAUUUUCACAAACGUUUAUUGUGGCUGAAACCAGUAUUUAAAGCAAAUUAUAUUGCAUGCUUUCUGAAAACAAAAGUACCAUUAAGUGAAAGGGAAAUUUACAAGAUGAAAAGGGAGACUUGCCGCGGCAUCGUACAAAGGGGAAAGCAAAGCGAUGGAUCAGAGUCUGGAACCGUGUAGACAUGGGCAGGUGUGAGAUUCUCACGGUUUAUUAACCUCAAGUAAAAACACCACAGAAUCAUGCUGUUUAGACAAAAAUUAAAAACAAGAGUGUUUAACAUUAUUUAACAGAAACAGAAAAGCAUCAGUUUCAGGUAUAAUAACACCUUAAUAAAAGAAGCAGCACUCUGUGCUUCCUGCAAGUCACGGAAAAAGUGUUGGAGCCUUGCUGACUGGUAGGGCUCAGCAACAAGUAGAGGAGGGGCAGUGCGGUGCAGCUCUAUGUUCUUCACAAAACAAAAACAUUGGUCACCCUGGCUCUUUUUAAAACGACUUUAAACAGUACAUACGCUCGCUUUCAAGACCUUAGCUAUACCCAGGCCUGAUGCAGACACUGACUAACAUGAACAACGUUCGGUAAAACUCUGCUGUGGAUUUUUGACAGAACUCACAGAACCAUCUGUAAAUCAGUCACAAGUUGUUUUACUUGUCAAAUUCACGCUCAAGAGAUCAGACACUGUGGAAAACAGACACCUUUAUCCUUUCAGCAGUCCCCAAACCUGAAGCUGUUUUCUAUUUUUAAUUUAAAAAAGUAGUGUGCAAAGGGCAUAGUCUCCGGUUGCUUUUUGAAGUAGUUUAUUGAAAGAACCUCUGUCACCAAAAUCUGAUUUUAAUUUACUCGUUACUUUUUCCAGACGGCUGCAAGACUCAGUAAAACGUCUUCGUCUGUCAAGAUGUGCAGCGUAUCGCUGGCGGCUCUUCUUCUGCAGUUGCUUCCUCUUGUUGCGUAGAGAAUCUAAAGCUAAUGAAAAGGUGAUGACUGUGAGCGUCCGCUGUGUCCGACUUCACAAAACAAUCAGCUUGUUUCGACCCUCGGUCCGCCAGCACCCGUAUCAGCUGCUGUUCCGCCCAGGCUUUAGUUUUUCUUAGGAAAUCACAAACAUAUCUGCCUCAAAUAUAUGUCAUUUUAACUAAGUGCUGAUGUGUAGCCAUGCAGAGUAAACAAAACAGUUUUGACCCGGUUCUAGGGUUGGAGCAGGGCAAGAUAAAGCUGUUAAUAAUUUUCUACCAUUUUUUUCUCCAUAGGAUGCCUUGGAGGUGCUUUAUUUGUUUAAACAUAUCGGUAGAUAAAUGAUCAAAUGGUUUUCAUGAUUUCCGCUGUGUUAUCAGCCACCCCAAUGUCUACAAUGGAUGCUCCUACCAGGUAAACAUAGAUUUGGUUUAAAGGCUAGCAUAAACUAUAGAUGCACCAAUCAGCUACAUGUGUUGUUUUAGUAAAGCUUUGAGCUGCUGAUACCGACUUUGUAUCGUUCUGUUUUCUCUUAAGCAAUAGAGAAGAUUUAAGUAACAUAAUAGCUUUCAAAAUAUUUUUGUAGCCUGCUUGUUUAUCAGUCGUUAGCUAUUUAUGUCACGAGCAGAAGCGAAGUCACGUGUGAGAGAACCGAGUGUUAACAUUGUAAAACAGUUUUAAAAAGUAUUUAAAAAUUUAAAACAAAAUGUUAUAAAACUGUCUUUGGCAUCUUGUCUAAGUGCCUAGCAUAACUCAAAGAGGUCUCUGUGAUUAUAUUCAAAAGAAUGUAAAUACUUCCCCUAACUCUGAGACUCCCCAGAAACAUUUCCAAAUAUAACUUUGUCCUGUAGCAGAGGUUGAAAGAAUAAAGCAGAAAACAUUUAAUGUUCACUGUUCAGCCUUCCUGUUAUCAGCUGAAAGUCUUAUUCUCUCUCAUCUCAGCUUGCUUGAACCACACAUAUAACGUAAACAUGUUGAGAACAAUUCCCUGCUCAUAAAUCUGUGCUUUCACUAUCUUCAUUUUUAAACUUACUGAAAAUAGUCGACUUUAACUCUUCUUCAACUUCCACACCAAAGAGUGUUGCUGCCAGUUCAACCUGAUAGCAACUAUACGGUUCGCUCACCCAUUGGAGGAAGAUUCGGAUUUUUGAAAGCCGGCUGUUGACUGGUCAGGGCCAUACGAGCAGAAAAUCAUCUGAUUCAGUUAACCAGCAAAUUUCAUCCCUAAUAUAAGCUGAUCAAAAUGGACUUGAUCAUAUGAAGGGAUCAGGUAAUAAUAAGCCAUCAGAUCUGAACCCAUAACACCAAGGUCAAGUCGAGCCUGAACUGAUGCACACAGAUGGCUAUUGUAGAAGCCAAUCCCAAACUGUGUAAAACUGGGGUUUGAUAAUAACUUGAAACCAAAUCGACUCAUAUGGGUAUUGACAUAAAUUAUUCCAGCCGCAUUCAUGCAGUCAGAAGCGCUGCUCUGUUAUUAAACUUCUCAGUAAACUUUAAAUCAGCCCAGGCUUCCCAUCCUCUCCCGCUUAAGGCCUGAUAACAGGCUGCGCUGCUGUCUUUUCCAUUUUCCCCCCUCGAAUAUUUUCAGAUUUCUGUCUGUAAGACCAGCACCAAUUGGUCAUUAAAGUUUUUUUUUAUAACACAAGAUCAAAGCGAGGCGUUAUAAAUACCAGAUGUGACUGGUGCGGCUGUCAUCAUCUGACAUUAUGUGGCUGCGUAAACCACCGACAGUUUUACUGCUGCCGCUCGACACUCCGCCUUGACGGUUCAAGAUCGCCAACAUGUAACAAAAAAAAGAGAGGGAGAAGCACCAAAGGGUUCCCUCAGUUUUUAGUAUGUUUGAAUUCUGGAUUAACCAGGAAGCUUGGAAAUGGUGCGAGCAGCUGAUGUCACUGCAGAGCAUGCUGUAAUGUUGGGGUUUGGCUCCUCUGAGGACGUGGAGUGGUCAUGGAAACAAGAAACUUAAUCUGAACCACGGAGAUCCAGGAUGUCCAUAUAAUGGCUCCCUUUGGGAAAGAUACAUGUUUCUUUUUUUCCCCCCCCCUACAAACAACAAUUCUUGUGAAAGUAAGUUGAAACAAAAGAGCUGACAUCAUCAGUGAUCUCAUCUCUUCCUGCUGGAUUCGUCUCCACACUUUUCCACUUAAAGCCUUUGCUUUAUUUCCUCAGGAAUGACACAUGGAUCAGAGUGGCCUUUGCUAAGUCUCACCGCCUUCCAGGAAGCUUUUGUAGAAGAAUCUGUCUUUUGCCAGCUAAGUUGUUGCCAAUUGUUUUUGAUCAAGCAAAGAAAGCAAGAGUAAAUACUAAGAUUCAGUUUUCGAAAUGUGUUAAGGGGGGAAAAAAAGCUUUACAAACCACCCUGGCCACGUCUGUAUAUGCAGCUACGCCCCUUUGUUAAAUCAUGAAUUAAUUUACAGAAAUAAAGAAUAAAUAAAUCUCUUAAAUAGAAUCUAAAAGUCUAAUAAAAUCAACCAAUAAUCAACAAUGUCAUAGAUCUAUCAGCAUUGAGAAAGUUACAAAGCAGUUUCUAAGGCUUUGGGACUCAGGCUAACCAGGGUGAGAGCCUUCACCCACAACAGUGGGGAACCUUCCCAGAAGUGGCAGGCCCGCCAAAAUUACUCCAAGAGUUUAUCACCGAUUCAUCCAGGAGGUCACAAAAUAAAACACUAGCAACGCAAGCCUCCCUUGACUGUUAAUGUCAAUGUUCAUGAUUCAACCAUUAGAGAGAAACGGGGUAAAAAUGAUCUCCAUGGGAGAGUAAAGGUAAAAUACGCUGUUGACUAACAAGAAGAAGAAGAAGUAGAAACAAAACAGUGAUGAAACCCAAGAGUUUAACAAAAAUAUUCUGUGGAUGAGAUAAAAGUGGAACUUUCUGGAGGAUUCGUGUCCCGUUUACUUCUGUUGUUAAACUAAUACAGCGUUUCAUACGAUUAACACUAAACGGUCAAACACUGCGGCGGCAGUGUGAUGGUCUGGGACUGCUUUGCUGCUUCGGCACCCGACAAACCCUCUCAUAGCGGACAGAACCAUGAACCCCACAGAACAGCUGAAGAAAAAAUGUUCAGGCCACAGUUUGUAACUUUAAACUCAAAUCCAUCUGGAUUGUGCAGGAGGACGAUGAUUGAAACGCACUGGCAGGUCCACCUCUAAAUGCCUAAAUA